UUCCCAUGAGAAAUGUUAGAACUAUUUUAAGUAGAUUUAGUUCAACUAUUCGGCUAUUCAAAGGAUCAGAUAACUACUAUCAAAAGUUAACUGGACGUGUUUGUGGAGACAGUAUGGGAAAAUGUGAUACAAAAUCGAGAACUUAGUAUGAUUUUGGAGUUGGUGCCAUUUUGGUACUCUGCUUUGGAUGAAUAUCGAAUUGCGUUGACUACAAAAAUUCAGUCGAGAUUUUGGAAGUCACAACCGAAAUGCAUUGCUACGGAUUCUGAGAACGCAUAUUAACAAUCGCACAUAUGAUACACACUAUAAGGUAAGUCACGCUAUUUGAUAUUUUUGAUAAGCCGCGUUUUCUCAGCUUAUCGUGUCAGUUUCGAAUUACUUCCCUUGCAAUAACGCCGUUUAUCUUUUCUGGCAGUCUGUGGGAAUCUAUUUUAGGAACAGAUCAAUCAAGACUGGAAAUCCCGCUAUCAGCGACUUUUGUUUUUGGAUCGAUUCCGUGUUUAAAACAGAAUAUUACUCAUGCUGUCUUUUAAAUGUUAGAAAACAAACCCGGAAAUACCGAUAUGCAUUUCGAAUAUACAAAUAACUUGGAAUAGACUGGAUGUUCUCACUACUUAAUCUGAGUUUCAGAAUGAAUUUGAAUGGCAGUGUAGUCCAGCCCGUGGUUAUAUCACUGACUGCAUUCAGCUUAUUACUUCUGUAAAUGUUGACAGUGUUUUACGAGGCAGAGAUAUUCACGUGCAAUGAGGUCAUCAACCGUGUAUCAUGUAUUUUUAAUCAGUUGGAUACAUUGUAUUGUUGUAAUCCUGUUCUCUGUUACCAUGACAACCCAAUCUACUGAUGGCGCUGCGGCAAAUGGCAUUUUUAAUAGCAGUGCUGGAAAUGAAAGUCAACGCGUAAAAUCAAUUUAUACGUUCCUGUCAAUAUUAGAUGUGCCAUGUCCUCCACAUAACAAUCUACAUUUAGUAUGUGUUGAUGAUAGCUUGGGCGAUCCUGGUUCAGCAUGUGACGACCGUGCAUUAAUUAUUGACAAGUGCCUGCAUCAAUUUCCCGGACUUUAUAACAAUUCCCACUGGAGUUUUUGUUUGAUGGAUGUUAAUCAAUGUGAAACUGUGUUAAAUGUUUUACGCAGUAAUGGCUUUAUAAAUAAAACAAUCGAUAAUGGAGAUUCAGUGACUGUGGUGCCUGUUGCUGUGUCGACCACUGUACGUUUAUACACUACAAGAUCUAAAUUUAACAUAUCAACGGCUUUAUCAAGUUCUACAUCGAAAUCACCGACAAGCUCAACACCUGCUCAUACGACAGAGUUUAGUAUACCAGCUUCCUCAACGUCAAAACCUUCAACGAUGAAAACGCCAUCUAGCGGCGACCAGUUCCCACCCGAUAUUUCAUAUAUCUAUCCGGUCAUAGGUGCUUUCCUGAUUGCCUGCGAAAUCGUAAUGCUAUGCAUAUUUUCAUGUAAUAAAAAGAAGAGAGAACAGAAUGCAACAUCGGGUUCUCUGGUGCUACAGGAGGAGGUGAUCGAACCCGAGACCGCCAGUCCAACCAAAGCCGCCUUACAUCCGAACUCUGUCUACGACGAAGAUAGUGUACUCAGUGAAGACAAGACAAUUUACAAAAGCUAUAUUAAUCUCAAAUAUAUAGAUGACACUUCGGCAGAAUCCACGCCGGAAAAGGUCCUCAUCAGAACUUAGCAUAACUAGUAUAACGUAUAAAUCAAAGUUAAUAAAGUUUGUAUAAUCGCGAAUUGAAACUCAUAUAUUCUUGCCAUAUAUUUUAGAUAUCCGUGUGUUCUAAAUGGACGUUGCAUAUAGAUUAAAACUUGGGCCUUGGUUAUUAUUUUAUGAUUUUACAUAUUUCAGUCCAUUAUGAAACCUUAGCGUAAUUAACAUAAUAUAUGUAAAUCAAAAUUAACAUAAUUUAAUGUAAUCGUAUAUGGAAACAAUUCCACGGUGUCGAUCCAAAACUUUAUAACAGAAAUUUGGCGAUAAAAUGUUUCUUAAUAAACCGUUUCCCGCUCAUUUCUGCCCAUUGAUGGUCUCGGUAACCAGUCAGGUUAUUUCAAUACACUUCUGUUUCACUUAUGGGAGUUCUCGUUAUUACAAAAGGGUGCGCUUACGUGCGGACGAAGACGUCCAGCAGUAACACUGUCUGAUUUCUAAACCAGGGGACGCAAUUUAGAGCCUCCGCUCCCCCAAAAAAUUCUAACAUUUAGGUAAAAAUCAAAAAUAAUGUGUUUGAGUGCUUUACCUCUAAAUCUUGCAAUAUCCUCCCACUUAUGAUACUAACAACCUUCUUGUAUAUAGGCAACUGUAGCAUUUACCUUUAAGUCAUAUAUGUCUGUGAUGGACAUACAACACGAUUUAAAACUAAGUUCUAAAUACCUUUGUUCAGAAGGUCUCGUCCUUGCUUGGACAGAGUAAAUACAUUUUUAUUCUCUCAUACAAAGUUUUUUGCACUUACAGAAUUUUGGAUCGACACCGUCGAUAUACUAGUAAUAUAUUUUUCGUAUGGUAUUUUAUAUAUCAAUGUGUUCAAACUGAACGGGCAUUGGUUACAAAAUUAAUUAUGAUUAUGUAGCAGUGAACAAACUACUGAAAUACAUGUAAUUGUAUAUGCAGCUUGAUUAUAUAUUGUAUUAGGUAUAUAUUUACAGGUGUAAGUAUUCCAGACAUUUAGUGUGUUUACACCUACUCACAUAUUUUCAUUUGGACAUCUUAUAUUAGCGGUUCGAAAACCGUAAGUGAUUCUAAAUAUACUGUUUCAGAUUAUAGACGUUGGAAAUUAAGUUGUUGUUUUUUGUUCUGAAGUAGAUUUCUUCAAUUCAUUCAUGAUAAAGAAAUAUUUAAAGAUGUGUUUCAUAAGAAAAGGACUUUCAGUAACUAGUAAGCCUACCGUUUCGUGGAAUGAAAGAAAACACCGUUUUAAUAUCGUUCAGAUUCUUUUCACAUGUAUCGUUUUGUUGUUUAUUUGAGCCGCGCCAUGAGAAAACCAACAUGGUGCGUUUGCGACCAGCAUUGAGCCAGACCAGCCUGCGCAUCCGUGCAGUCUGGUCAGGAUCCAUGCUGUUCGCUAAGGGUUUCUGUAAUUGCUAUAGGCUUUGAAAGCGAACAGCAUGGACCCUGUCUGGAUCCAUGCUGGUCGCAAAGCCACUAUGUUGGUUUUUCAUGGCGCGGCUCAUUUUCAGACUUUUCUUCAUUUACAAAGUACACGUGAAGUAAAAUCUUUCUAAAGAUGACAUAGCGUGAACAGUAUCGCGUUAGCAAGAACAUCUCGUCCAUGACAUUUAAAUCUGAUGAAAGACACUAUGGAAUAUAGAUGUUGCUACAAAACUGUUAUCGCUAAAAUAUAUGACAAAUGCAUAUACAAUCAAAUAUGCCCAUCGGUAUUUCAUUAUAAGCUAUGAGGAAUUUGAAAAGUGUAAGACUUUAUUCGGUAGCAAUUUUCAGGUGAUGUCCGAAGCAGGAAUAAGUCGAGCACGACAGCAAGUCAUGGGAAUUUCGCACGCACAUCAUCUAUUAAUAUUUGAAAAUUAUAAAUUUUCUGAAAUAUGUCUCAAUAGUGUAAAUAUCUCUUCAAUACAGGAAUUUUAAUUUUUCUUUCAAUUAUCUGACCCGAUUCUCCUGUUAAUAACUAUCAGGGUCUAUGAUGAGAUUGGGUUAUGGCUAGAAAUGUGCUUUUUAUACUACAGGUUCCUGUUAAUUGGUAUUUAUUUAUUUCAUUUUCUUCCAUUUAUGUUGUAUUUACUGUUGAAAAGUUAUAUGGCUUUGCAAAUGUCGUUUUUUGAAUACAUAAUAAAUAUUUGUUUAAAAGAAA
Mercenaria mercenaria is the source of this 3816-nucleotide messenger RNA. RefSeq lists its product as uncharacterized. The record is from RefSeq and is a predicted model, not a curated record. The transcript has 6 exons. Bases 744 to 1694 code for a protein of 316 amino acids. NCBI's taxonomy places the organism in Eukaryota, Metazoa, Mollusca, Bivalvia, Venerida, Veneridae.